This is a messenger RNA of Diceros bicornis minor, 674 nucleotides long. RefSeq names its product protein phosphatase 3 regulatory subunit B, beta (gene PPP3R2). NCBI's taxonomy places the organism in Eukaryota, Metazoa, Chordata, Mammalia, Perissodactyla, Rhinocerotidae. The record is from RefSeq and is a predicted model, not a curated record. Bases 6 to 518 code for a protein of 170 amino acids. The transcript has a single exon. Gene Ontology annotation, molecular function: calcium-dependent protein serine/threonine phosphatase regulator activity; calcium ion binding.
CCACGAUGGGAAAUGAGGCCAGUUACCCGGCGGAGAUGUGCUCCCACUUUAACCACGAUGAGAUUAAAAGGCUGAGCAGGCGGUUCAAGCAGCUGGACUUGGACGGCUCGGGCGCUCUGAGCGCGGAGGAGCUCCUGGCCCUGCCCGGGCUGCGGCGGGAUCCGCUGGCGCGGCGAGUGAUUGACGGCUUCGACACCGACGGCAACGGACAGGUGGACUUCAAGGAGUUCAUCGUGGGGACGUCCCAGUUCAGCGUCAAGGGCGACGAGGAGCAGAAGCUGAGGUUCGCCUCCAGCAUCUGCGACAUGGAUAAGGACGGCUACGUUUCCAACGGGGAGCUCUUCCGGGUGCUGAAGGUGAUCGUGGGGGACAGCCUGGCGGACUGGGAGUUACAGCAGCUCGUCGACAAAACCAUCAUCUUCCUGGACACGGACGGCGACGGGAGACUAUCCUUCGAGGAGUUCAGCGCCGUGGUGCGAGGCCUGGAGGUCCACAAGAGCUUGGUGGUCGUUGUGUGAGCUUUUUUUAACAAGCAUCACCCAACAACGACUUUUUUCUUUCUUCUCUCUCUCUUUCGAGAUCAGCUCAAGACGCCCGGCAACUGUCUCUCGGACUUACUUGGAAGUAUUUCUCUUUGGAAAACCACAUUUUCUAACACAGACCUCAUGACCAGC